UGUGAGCCUGUGGCCGUUGGGCGGCGCGCGCGCCUGCCUCGGCAUGGCGGAGGAGUCGGCGGAGGAUUGGCUGCUGGAGUCCUUGCGGCUAUAUAAUGAUUUGCAUGUGUUUGAGCUCCAAGAGCCGACAAGAGUCAUUGAAUGGAUAGGAGAAAAAAGUGUCUGUGUAGCGGGAUACGAAAGCUCCAGAAGAAAUGAAAUUCUCCAGCUCCUGUUGCCUCAAAAACUGUAUGUGAAAGAGAAGCAGGGUUUGUGUCCCGAGAGAGAUUUCAAGGUGGAACGUGGUGGAUUUUCCGACCGCCCUGUGUACAGCCUGCGGCAUGUGCCAGACACCAGCUUGCUGGUAACAAGUGGCCCGCCAGAUAGUUCCCUGCAGGUGUGGCAGUUGGCAGCGGAGGACACUGAUGUUGUUAAAUCUGUAAGUACCAUCCCUACGGGAAAUGACAGCAAGAAACCUUGGGCUAAAAUUGCAACCACUUUGGCCAGAACCCCCUGUGUCCUUCAUGGCUCAAGAGUCAACAAUGUCCAAAUUACAGAGAUUGAAUCAAAGAAAAACAUCUACACAGCAGCCUCUAGUAUCAGCGAUGAGGUCAGCGGCCUGGAAUUCCUGGACUGUAAUACUUUGCUGGCCUGCUGCGUGAAGGGCCGGCUGUGCCUGGCAGAUGUUCGACAGCCGCAGAGUCCCCUGGGCGAUACGUCCGUUCCUUCGGCGCUCAGUGGGGAGCAGUGGUGCAUGGGUGUCAGUUCUGGUCUGCAGGGCUCUGAUGUGAAUGCACCCGCCAUAGCCCGCCUCUCGUCCGAAGGACAGCUCACACUAACAGACUUGAGAAAUAUCCCAAAGCCUCUGAAAUCGGCCAGGUGCAAAGUUUCUGCAGCCAGCCAAAGCGCGGAGUUCCUGUGCGUCUCCUGGGCUCCUGUUCUGGGUGGAUGCCUCGCCAUUUCAGGCUUCAAUGGGACCGUUCACAUCUAUGACACACGGAACUGGCCUGUGUCUGGUGGAGAAGCAGAGCCGCUGUUUAGUCACAAAGGACAUAUCUUCAGUGGCAUGGACAACGGCGGUGACUUUCCCCUGGUUACAACACAUGCUUGGCAUCCGUGGAAACCAAGAAUGUUGUUAUCAGCAGCAAGUGAUGGCUCCCUGCAUGUCUGGGACUGGGCAGAGUCUCACAAGGACAGUUGAUCUGUCUUCCUGUUAUGAAAACUCACACUGAUUAAUUUUUUUCUGUAUUUCCACUCUGAAAUCUGCUGCCCUUGCAUGUGUAACCCUGUGUAUAAGGGACACUCUAGACCGAAGAUCAUUGUUCAGAAUAAGUUUUACACUUUGGAUUAUUUAAAACAGUAAGAAUUUUAAACAUCUGUUUCAUUUGUCACCAUUUUUCCUUUUUUAGUUCUUGCAUCCCCCUCAGACUGCCCUCAUGUGGCCUGUGUCACUUACUGCUUCUCAGAGCUGCUGUGAGCUGGCUUCCCCACCACCGGGGAAAAUCUGCAACCUAAGACAGCAACAUUUCAGUAGUUUUAAUACCAUGAGACUAGUUCCACUGAUGAAACCGUAGUGCACCGGGCAAUCCACGCUUAUAGCUCCUGUGAUGUAGACAGCAGCCUUUCAACACUAAUACACCUGGCUUAAUUUUGAAGGGCUUUUUGACCUCUCUUGUGCAACUAAGGCCAAGAAAGUGUGGAUAAUACCUCGUAGCUCAUGCAUAGCACUUUUCAUCAGGAUAAGUGUCUGAUCGUUUAGGCUCUUAAACACCGAAUGGAAUUGGAGGCUAGUUAUUAGUUGCACGUAAUGCUCUACAGACAAAAUCCCUGCCCCAAAUAUCUUACACUCAAAUGCCUAAACCCUGCAGCCACGUACCGGGUAUGCCUGAGCAGCGCCCCAUUGACUUCAAUGGAACACCUUGUGAGCGUACAGGCUCCAAUUGUAGGCCCAGGGCUUAUGAUAGAGGACGUCAGGGUGAAUUGUAACAAAUACACGUGACAAUAUGCUGUUGAAGUUUGGCUUAUGUUUAACUGCAGGGUUUUGUGUAGUGUGUGUGUG
Molecule: messenger RNA, 2038 nt
Organism: Terrapene triunguis (Three-toed box turtle)
Lineage: Eukaryota; Metazoa; Chordata; Testudines; Emydidae
Gene: WDR73
Product: WD repeat domain 73
Exons: 8
Coding region: 44-1180 (378 amino acids)
Biological process (GO): cytoplasmic microtubule organization
Cellular component (GO): cytosol; spindle pole
Molecular function (GO): protein binding
Source: RefSeq, a predicted model, not a curated record